Molecule: messenger RNA, 1453 nt
Organism: Zingiber officinale
Lineage: Eukaryota; Viridiplantae; Streptophyta; Magnoliopsida; Zingiberales; Zingiberaceae
Exons: 2
Coding region: 415-1272 (285 amino acids)
Source: RefSeq, a predicted model, not a curated record
UAAAGAGCGAAGCUUGGGCAUUUGCUGCCUGCCUCUGCGCAGUAAUAACCACGAACGGCAGCAGAAGCAUGAGCUUGAAUGAGUUGGAUGUGGAGGCAUCUUGGCUGACAGCGUCACGACUGCCACUUUGUCCGCUUUAACAACAACCGGAGCUCUCUCUUCCCUUUUUCUACCGCUGCUGCUGCUGCCCACAUUCCCCAAUCUCAACUCCUCUCUCUCUCUCUCUAUCUCCUUUUUGCCUUCCAGGAGAACAACUCCUGGAACAGCAUUUGCUUGGCUGUGACAAGUAUGAGACGAGUUAACAGGGAUUUACCUCGCAUGCGGCAUCUUUGAGCAGGCAAGCGAGACUGCUGGGCUGGUGAUUGCUUCUCCAGGUUCUUUGUCGAUUCUUGGCACUGGUUACGAAUUAGUAGAAUGAAGGAUUUCCCUUCCUGCUUUGGAGAAAGUGGAGUUCAAGUCUCCGAUUCCUCGUCGGGAGCCAGCAAGACUACUCAAAAUCUGGUAACUUGUCUUUACCAAGCUCAACUCUUUGGCCGGUCGUGUGUAAUCAAUGUUACAUGGAGCAAGAAUCUGAUGGGGCAAGGGUUGAGCAUUGAGAUCGACGAUUUAGCCAACCAAUGCCUCUGCAAGGUGGAAAUUAAGCCAUGGUUGUUCUCCAAGAGAAAGGGCUCCAAGACCAUGGAGGUGGAGGAUAGCAAGAUAAUUGUUUUCUGGGAUCUCUCUGCUGCCAAGUUCGGAUUUGGCCCUGAGCCUCUUGAAGGUUUCUAUGUUUCCAUUAUCUACAACAAUAAGAUGAUCCUCCAGCUUGGAGAUCUAACCAAAGAAGCUUACCGGAAGACUAGUAUCAGCACUUCAAAUGCAGUAUUCAUUGCCAAGAAGGAGCAUAUUUAUGGAAAGAAGAUCUAUUCAACAAAAGCACAAUUUUGUGAUAAUGGUCAAUUCCAUGAAGUUGCCAUAGAGUGUGAUACUCUAGGGCUCAAGGAUCCCUGCCUUGAGAUCAGUAUUGACCGGAAACGGGUAAUGCAGAUCAAGAGACUUGCAUGGAAAUUCCGUGGCAACCAAACAAUUCUUGUCGAUGGGCUUCCCGUGGAAGUAUUUUGGGAUGUUCAUAGCUGGCUUUUUGGUGCUCCUUCAGCGAGCGCUGUCUUCAUGUUUCAAACUUGCCUUUCAUCUGAAAAAUUGUUGCCAUGGUCUACCACAGAAAUUUUCAGGGAGACUCAGCCUCAAGGCCUUGGUUUUUCAUUGACUUUAUAUGCUUGGAAACAUGAAUAGUUGCAGGAGGAUUUUCUUUACUCUCUUUAUUUUUAUUUUUAUUUUUAUUUUUGUGUGUUAACAUAAUCUAGCAAGUAAUUUGUUUUUAACAAUGAGAGUGAAGAUCAUUCUCUUAUAACUUUGUUCUGUGCCUAGUGGGUCACAAGACUAUAAAACAUGAAUGGAUUGCUUCUUUUAUUCU